Messenger RNA from Vitrella brassicaformis, 2622 nucleotides. NCBI's taxonomy places the organism in Eukaryota, Vitrellaceae. The record is from the annotation of a GenBank genome assembly.
CUCUGUUCUUCCACGCGGCGACUCUAGUUCAAGUGUCGCUCUCAAGGCUCUGGAUCUUUAAGCUUUUGUAAGGUCAGGGCGUCGCAGCGUCCGUCAUGCUGCUGCUGGCGAUGAAGGGCACAGCUGCCGUCCUCUCCUUUGCGUAUGUCAUGUGCUCUCCUGCAGUCGGCCAGAAGGUGGGUCGCCUUUAUGAGGAUGCACAGCACUGCAGUGUGUCAUCCAUCGGUUGAUGUAAGUAUCUUCCUAUCUUACUGGCGACUUGUUUGUCUGUCUGCAGGUGAGCAUUUCCUAUCCCCCGGCGCGUGAGCACUCCGCCCGGUUGUUGAGAGGCGUGCGAGCGCUCCAAGUCAGCCGAGCGGACAACAACCCUUGCAAACCCUAUGAGGGGACAGGCUGUGAGUACCCCGAGAUCUGCCGCGCCUCCCAAGAGAAUGGAGAGCCCUGGGUUCUGUGGUGCGAAAACCCAGAAGGUUUGCAAUGAGUGCACUCACAAAGAAAUCAAACCGCCACCAAUCUGAUGCUCUGUUGUGCCGUUGCUUGUCGUGUGUGGUCUGCUGGGCUGGCUUGCCCGCAAUCAGAUGGUACCCGUCGGGAGCCGGAGGGCCAGGCCAACGACGGUGCUCUGGGCAGCUUCGUCUCGCCCUGCCACCCCUACAGGGACAGCGGAUGCGUCUAUCCUGAGGUACCUACCGACAUACACCCACCCCAACCCAAACACAGGGACUGCACUGUCUGUCACACAUGUCAUGUUGGCAGGUGUGUCAGGCCAGCCAGGGAUAUCAGGAAGGCUGGAGGGUAGUCUGCGAGAACCCAAGUGAGCCCAAACCACCAAAACAAUCCCCUGGGUCGGAUGCAUGCCCAUUUGUUGGGUGUGGUGAUCGCUUGCAGCCGAUGGCACGGUUCGCGACCCGACUGAGCCUGGAGGCGGUGGUGGUGGUGGCAACACGACAGAAGAAGACCCCGCGUAUUCCACGAGUAACCCGUGUGAGCCCUGGGAGGAGUCUGGGUGUUUUGGCGAGGAGAUGUGCAUGGCUGAGAAGCACUGGGACAGCAGCCAGAGCUUCGAGUCAGUGCCCUGGGUCAUCUGGUGCGAAACCGAGUGUAAGUCAAAGAGUGAGAGAGAGAGAGAGAGAGAGAGAGAGAUCGACCAUCUAUCUAUUCAUGGGUCUGUCUGAAUCUCUCUCUGUGUGUGCCAGCUGGCGAGAAGCGCUACAUCACGCCCCACAUUGACCCUCCCAGCUCUCCGGAGGCAUCAGUGGCGGUCACGCCACCGAUAGAUCCUAUCGACCCGCAGGAAGCCGACCCUGCCCCCGCCCCUCCAACAGCAUCAGCGUCAGCAGGAUCGUCAGCGACGCCAGACGACGCCCCCGCGACACAGGCAGACCUCCCGGCCAUCUCUUCCGGCACCGCAGACGACCCCACCGCCCUCACUGAGGGCUCUGGGUCGUCUGCGGCGACGUCCGCCCCGCCGGUGACCGACACGGAGGAGGAAGAGGAGCCCGUUGAGGAGGAAGUCAGUGAGUCGACCGCCCCGCCGCUGGAGGAAGACCCGGACCUGCUGGGCAAGAUCACGUCGGGCUCGGAUGAGGGGACCGACACGGAGACCGACACGGAGGCUGGGGAGGGUGAAAGUGACGGCGAGGGGGAGGGGGAGGCAGCGAGCGAUGGAGGCGAGAGUGGCGGCGAGAGCAGCACUGAAGAUGGGAGUCAGUCCUCAGAGGCGGAGGGUGCUGACGGGGCUGUUGCUGGCGCGCCAGGUGCCGGAAGCAGCUCCUACACACCAGCGGGCGGGGGCAUCCUGCCUGCACCCUAGACAGGCAGGCAGGCAGACGUGAACUCAUACAUGAAGGCAGUUCUGUGCGGUUGGCUCGUCGCUGUGUGUGUGUGUGUGUGAGUGUGUGUGUGCAUGUGUGUGUGCAUGUGUGUGUGAAGGAGCGAUGGAUGGGCUGGCUGUUUUGUCAAUGCAUAGACGGUAGCUGGCAAUGCAAGCAAGGCAUGUGAAUACGUACAUGUGACAUGUACGUGCGUGCGUGCAUGUCCCUCCUCUCUCCACCCACCCACCCUCCGUGUUUUUCCUUCGUGUGCGGCCCAGCACAUACACGAAUACACGACAGUGUAUGUAAUGUGGUGCCCACACAGAGACGUACGUACGGAAUUUUGUUUCAUGCAUGCAUCAUGACGGUCUUAAGAGAUGGCUGCCAUUGGCUGGCUGGUGGCUGGCGGCUGGGCGUGGGGUUUUAGACGGGUUUGUGUGCGGUGGGUGGGUGGGGCGGUACGUGUAUGUGUGUGAAUAUGGGUGUGGUAGAGUGUUAGUCGUGGGUGGUACGGUGGUGCGGUACGGUGUGCGGUGUGGUGUUUUAUAACAUUUUUGUCGACGUGUCGGGUUCGCUAGUCAUGCGCACGCUUGCCGGCCGGCGUGAUUGUUAGUGAUUGAUGAAGCAAGCCGUUUUUGAGGGAUUGAUCAGAUCAGAUAGAUCUGAUCAGCAGCUAGGCGCCUUAUUCCACGCAUGCCAUGCAUUUGGUCAUUUUGACUCCCAAACAGACAAACACAGACACGGACAAACCGACGAACUGGCAUGCACUUUUUGAUGAAUUCCCUGCUGAUGGGAUUGCAGCCUUUAA